UUGGGCAUUUGAGUCAUUCAGGUACUUAGUGUCCAACGGAGAGGGACGAUCUGAAAGCCGCCAGUGUUUGGAGUGCGGAGAGCUGUUUAUAUAAACACCGCAGCGUAAACGACGCGAAUAUUCGAGUUUGCGAUUUGACAGCGCGCACACCUCCUAUUCUCCGUUCGUUCUCCUUUAGCGGAGUCGUCGGAUUUCGUUUCUGGGUGUUUUUUUUUAUUUUUAAGGAUUGUAUGCACCGUCAACGCAUCGCUAUAUGAUGUCUGUUUCUGCAAAAAUCAGUUUUACUGUUCGUAGUAUUCUGGAUUUACCGGAGCAUGAGGCGGGUCAUUCCCCAGAAAGCUGUUCUGCCUCUUCAUAUUCUGAGUGGUCAGAAGGUGACAGAAGUCACUGCCUAUCAUCUGACGAGAGCUGUCCAGAGACAUUUCCAGAUUCAACCCAGAAAGCAGAGCCCAGUUCAGAGACAGAAGCCGAAAAAAAGAAGAAGCGACGGGUUCUUUUCUCCAAAGCCCAAACCUUUGAGCUGGAGAGGCGAUUCCGGCAGCAGCGCUACCUCUCCGCCCCUGAACGCGAGCAGCUCGCCCAUCUUCUCAGUUUGACACCGACCCAAGUGAAAAUCUGGUUUCAGAACCACAGAUACAAAAUGAAACGAGCCAGGACCGAGGGAUCUACAGACCUCAGCCAGACCCCGCUUCUGCGUAGGGUGGUCGUACCGGUGCUGGUUAGGGACGGAAAACCGUGCCACACCUGCGUCAUCGACUCGGCACAGUUUCAGGACAAACCUGGCUGCGGCAUCUCCACAUCAGCACCGCCCGCGUCCUUUGCUCUCCAUGGGUACCAGCCCCUUCAUCACGCCGCUCCCCUGACAUUGAUUCCCGGCUAUCAGCACUUAACUAGCCCUGCAGCGUCCAGGCAUCACUGGGCUUGGUAACCGGGGUACCUGUCGGGUCUUGGACUGCAGUACAGCUUUUGAAUUGCAGCUUAUAAUCUCAAGAAAGCAUUUGAACUGCAUUUGAUUAAUUUUACAGUAACUAGUAAUCACUGUCGCCUGUCUGUUGGGAUUAAACUACCCGCGUUAGCAAAAUCCUCUCGGAACAAAGACUUCAGCUUGAUGUGGACAUUUAUGAACUUUUUUGCACAGGUUCAUUUAUUACUGAAGAGCUAUGUUUUUCGAGGAGUUCGGUUACUCUUAAUAGCAAUAGCAAUGAUAGAUUUUAUUUUAAUGUGUCAUUGGAGAUUUUGGAAUUAUUAAGAAAAGCACAAUUUUGGAUAUGCAUUUGCUUUAUAGUCUGUAUCAAUGAAAAUAUUUCAAUAGCAUUACUUUUACCAACUACUCCAGUGUACAAUCAUAACUGCUGAUUCCUAAGACCUGGUCUUCUUUUUUUUAAUUGUUCUGAAAAGCACUAAAUCUUUGAUAGAGUAUUUUGCAGCUGCACGGUGUCUUUCUUGUAUUGUCGCUGUAAGAUAAAAAAAAAUCUCAACACCUUGUUCUUUGAAGUUACAACCAAAAUGGCAACCAAAAUUAAACGCAUUUUAAUGUUUCGGUUAAAUUUAAUAAAGAGUUUUUUCGUAUCAUUCAUUG
This is a messenger RNA of Lepisosteus oculatus (spotted gar), 1579 nucleotides long. RefSeq names its product NK2 transcription factor related, locus 9 (Drosophila) (gene nkx2-9). Lineage: Eukaryota; Metazoa; Chordata; Actinopteri; Semionotiformes; Lepisosteidae. Gene Ontology annotation, biological process: regulation of transcription by RNA polymerase II; cell differentiation. The record is from RefSeq and is a predicted model, not a curated record. Gene Ontology annotation, molecular function: DNA-binding transcription factor activity, RNA polymerase II-specific; RNA polymerase II cis-regulatory region sequence-specific DNA binding. Gene Ontology annotation, cellular component: nucleus.